Pangasianodon hypophthalmus (striped catfish) is the source of this 4694-nucleotide messenger RNA. Its product is annotated as sialoadhesin-like. NCBI's taxonomy places the organism in Eukaryota, Metazoa, Chordata, Actinopteri, Siluriformes, Pangasiidae. The record is from RefSeq and is a predicted model, not a curated record. Bases 1075 to 4059 code for a protein of 994 amino acids. The transcript is spliced from 14 exons.
CAUGUUUUUAUAUUUUAUUCAUCAUAUAGUACAUUCAAAUAGUAUAGGAUUGUAAGUAUUGUUAAAAUGCACAAUAUAUGUGAUGCUUAGUUCACUUAUUAAAUUUCAAAUAGUAUAUCAUUAUACUUCCUGUAGUACAGAGGCCCUGAAGUGACGGCUUUGAAAAAAAUUAGUGAAGUGCUGUGUCAUUAUUUUGAUGAAAUAUCUUGUUAUUUUUUUCUUGAAGAUAUUAUGCUUCUUAUCUUGUUGUUUGGAUUUAAUAUUUAAGACCCCACAAUUGACUAAUAAGACUAAUCAUAAAUAAUCAUUAAAAAAACCCUGAUGCUCUCAUACUGAACAUCCUUUUAAUGCUCUUAGUAUUAUUUGAGUAUAUAGCGUAAAUCUGUUGAAGAGUAAUGACUUAUAAUCACACUAUCAGGUGUCACCCAGAUGAGGAUGAGUUUUGAGUCUGGUACCUCUGAAGACUUCUUCCUUAUUUUCCCUUCCUUAUUUACUGAAUAUUACUUUCUAAGUAUUUCAUUUAGAAGUACGCUGUUUCCCAGACACUCAGUAAACCAGACUGUUCUGUCAUCUGUCCUUUUGUGCAAUUUGUACUUUAAUUCAACAAUGUGUACUCAAUCUACAGUAUCAACUUCUAGUUUCUCCUCCAAACAUAUUUUAGUGGCGUGUCAUUCUACGUACACUUGUUAUGAGUCAAAAUAAUACAGUAAUACAGUAAGUUAUUAAGUUAAAAUAACAAGAUGAUAUAUAUUGAAAUGACUAGUUAAGUCAAAAUAAAGAGAUGUCUUAAAAUGACGAGUUAUUAAGUCUAAAUAAUGAGAUAUUAAGUCAAAAUCAUGCCAUAGCACUUCGGCUUUAUUCACAACUUGCAUUUCAGGGCUUCUCUGUAAGAUUGAAACUUUUCCUAGUUAUGUACUUUUCCAUCUGUAUUUUUUAUUGAGGUAACCAUCGGUUAAAUCAUUUUAUAUGCGUGUAUUAUAAUUUUAAUUUUGAUAAUUAUGUGGUUAAACCAAAAGUAAAAUAUAAUUCUAGUACUGUGCAUCUUUAUCACUAAAUAUAAUCUGUCUUUAAGGGAUGAUGCAGCCAUUAGAGCAAGACUUUUUUAGAGCAAGACUUUUUUCAGCAGCAGCAAUUGUCCUGGUGUUGGCAGGAGUUCAGGCUCAGCACAGUGUAACUCUCUCCUCUCAGCAUCUCUGUGCUGUUACUGGAUCUACAGUAAAAAUCCCCUGUACAUUUACAAAACCUAAACACUCCGCCACACAGAGAGAGUGGUAUCAAGUCCAGAGCUCUGAAGCAGAAACACAAGACCUGAGCAAAGAUCCACAAUACUCAGGACGAGUGUCUGUAAGCACAGUGACGUCUUCCUGUGAGCUGACACUGAGGAAUGUGAGAGUGAGUGACUCUGGAGUUUAUAACUUCAGAUUUAAAGUCACACAGAGAGGAGACUGGAUAUCAGCAUCAUCUGGAGUUCAUCUGACUGUUACAGAUCUGAAGGUUACAGUAUCAGACUCAGGUAGUGGGCAAAAGAAGCUGAGCUGCACCGCCUGCACUCUGUCUAACAACCCCACUUACAUCUGGUACAAGAACGGACAGCUUUUUACUGACCAGGACAGAAAUGAAAUGUAUGUCAGUCGUGAGGACGUAGACAGCUACUCCUGUGCUGUAAGAGGACAUGAGGAGCUUCGCUCUCCUGCUGUCUGUAUUAGCUGCUGGAGUGUGACUUACUCCACCCAGACUAUCUGCUCUCUGAUUGGCUCAUCAGUGGACAUACACAGUUAUUACACCUACCCUCUUCAUUACGAGGUCACAGAAGUGUUCUGGUUCAUUAAAGAGCAGAUCGGUGUUGAGCCUGUGGAUGUGAGAGCAGAUGAGGAGUAUCAGGAUCGAGUGCAGUACACACACAGCUCCCAGAAUGACUGUAGAAUGAGAAUCACUAACUUGACAGAGAGAGAUGCUCAAACCUACAGAUUCAGAUUCUACACUGAUGAUCCUCAAGGCAGAUACACUGGCCAACCUGGAGUCUCUCUGUCUGUCACAGAUCUGAAGGUUACAGUAUCAAACUCGGGUAGCAGACAAAAGAAGUUGAGCUGCAUCACCACCUGCACUCUGUCUAACAACCCCACGUACAUCUGGUACAAGAACGGACAGCGUGUUACUGACCAGUACACACAUGAACUGUCUCGGCAUGACAGUAGUUGGGAUGCAGGCAGCUACUCCUGUGCUGUAAGAGGACAUGAGCAGCUUCGCUCUCCUGCUGUCUGUGUUUUUGAUGAGAAGAGCUGCUGGAGUGUGACUUACUCCACCCAGACUAUCUGCUCUCUGAUUGGCUCAUCAGUGGACAUACACAGUUAUUACACCUUCCCUGAUCAUUCCAACAUCACAGAAGUGUUCUGGUUCAUUAAAGAGCAGGUCGGUGUUGAGCCCGUGGAUGUGAGAGAGGAUGAGGAGUAUCGGGGCCGAGUGCAGUACACACACAGCUCCCAGAAUAACUGUAGUCUGAGAAUCACUAACCUGACAGAGAGAGACGCUGAAACAUACAGAUUCAGAUUCUACACUGAUGAUCCUCAAGGCAGAUACACCGGCCAACCUGGAGUCUCUCUGUCUGUCACAGAUCUGAAGGUUACAGUAUCAGACUCAAGUAGAGGGCAAAAGAAGCUGAGCUGUGUCACCACCUGCACUCUGUCUAACAACCCCACUUACAUCUGGUACAGGAACGGACAGCGUGUUACUAACCAGGACAGAAAUGAAAUGUAUGUCGAAAGCGGGGAUGCAAGCAGCUACUCCUGUGCUGUAAGAGGACAUGAGCAGCUUCGCUCUCCUGCUGUCUAUUCCCCUAAAAACACCAGAGCAGUGGUUCUUUCCUCUGGAGACACAGUGGAGGGGGAUACAGUGACUCUGAGCUGUAGCAGUGAUGCAAACCCUCCUGUUCUCAACUACUCCUGGUUUAAGCAGAGAACAGAUGCAGACACACUGCUGACAACAGGCCAGAAUUACAGCAUCAGCAACAUCAGCUCCCAGCACAGCGGACUGUACUACUGCACUGCUCGCAACCAGCUGGGACAGCACAACUCUACACCAACACACCUGGAUGUGUUACAUUCCCCUAAAAACACCAGAGCAGUGGUUCUUUCCUCUGGAGACACAGUGGAGGGGGAUUCAGUGACUCUGAGCUGUAGCAGUGAUGCAAACCCUCCUGUUCUCACCUACUCCUGGUUUAAGCAGAAAGCAGAUGCAGACACACUGCUGACAACAGGCCAGAAUUACAGCAUCAGCAACAUCAGCUCCCAGAACAGCGGACUGUACUACUGCACUGCUCACAACCAGCUGGGACAGCACAACUCUACACCUACACACCUGGACGUGUUAUACCCUCCACGAAUCCCAUCUGUGACUGUCUUUCCAUCCGUGUCUGGUGAUCUGGUCACACUGUUGUGCGUGAGUGACUCCAACCCCAUCAGCUCUUACACCUGGUACAGGAAAACAGAAGGAGAUGUGAUACUGAUUGGAAAUGGCACCAAUUUAACUUUAUCCUCAACAGCAGAUGGAUUUUACUACUGUACAGCAAGGAAUGGAUUUGGAUCAUCCAAUUCAUCAAAAUGGGCAUAUACAUCAGAUAACAGAGCUGUGAAAUACGCAAGUCUUGGUGUCACUGUUGCAUUGGUUCUUAUAUUCAUUCCUGUGUGUCUGUGGAAAUGGAGAGGAGUACCAGUGGCCAGCAGCAGGAGUGAGGAGAACAGUGUCACUAGUAACUCUGCCCCUAUAUAUGGUAACAUCUCAGCUAUGGCCAUGACCUCUGACCUCACACAUACAGCCUCCUCAGAAGGACAGGAUGAUGUUUGGUACUCCACCAUUAAUUUUACACAUUCCCACAUGAAGGAAGAGCCUCUCUACUCAACUGCUCAACUGCCUAAUACGCUUGAGGAAGAGGAAGUAGAAUAUGCCGUAGUGAACCUUCCCAAACCAAGACCUGUUCAGACGGAGGAAAUCUACAGAAAUCUGAAGUUCAACGAAUGUAAGAAAAGUGACGAUCAACCAGAUGCCAGAUUUUUUUCCUUAUAAAGACAGAAUUAUAAAGUAGUUCUUUAGAAAUACAUUUUAAAACUUAUCCUUAAUUUCAGAUUAAACUGGCAGUUGUUUAGCAUUUCGUAUUUCGAUUUUUCUUUUAACACGUUUCUUUUUGAGUCUUUUUGAUACCAAAAUAAUGUCCACAUAUAUUGUAUACACUCAUACAGACACUUACUUUAAUAAAACAUAUAUAUGAUUGUCACCUAUGUACCACUGGUUGCUUAAUUCAGACUUUCAAUAUUCAGUCAUUUAUCUGGGUGAGCUGGUGGUUUUAAAAUACAUCUCGUGACACACUCGGACACUUCAGGAGUGAAUCCAGUGAGAAUAGCGCAAAGAGUACAAGAGUACAAUAUAAGUAGCUGAAAUAUUGUAAACAUAAGAAGUAGCAGCCUAUGUACAAUAUAAAUAAAUAUUGUAACAGCAUAAUGUAAUGUGCAAAAACUUGCAAAAAAAAUUGCAAAGAGGAUGGAUGAUGCUCAAUUGUGUGUGUAUGUAUGUGUGUGUGUUCUUUCAGUCCAGUUUCUGAGUAUUGAGGAGUCUGAUGGAUUGGGGGAAGAAACUGUUGCACAGUCUGGUACCAAAUGCUUCGGUACUGUUUACCAGACGGCAGGAGGGUGAAGAGUGUGUGA